This is a messenger RNA of Mustela lutreola (European mink), 878 nucleotides long. RefSeq names its product copper metabolism domain containing 1 (gene COMMD1). Bases 53 to 571 code for a protein of 172 amino acids. The transcript is spliced from 4 exons. Gene Ontology annotation, biological process: negative regulation of protein localization to cell surface; copper ion homeostasis; regulation of proteasomal ubiquitin-dependent protein catabolic process. Gene Ontology annotation, cellular component: endosome. The record is from RefSeq and is a predicted model, not a curated record. Lineage: Eukaryota; Metazoa; Chordata; Mammalia; Carnivora; Mustelidae.
UGCCGUAGUGGGGCCCUCGCUCAGCUGUUGCGGGGCGGGGCUGCUGCUGACCAUGGCGGGCGAGCUUGAGAGCUCCAAAGCCCUGAGUGGGUUGCUGAACGGCCUGGCCCAGGAAGCUUUCUAUGGGCACCAAGGCAUCACAGAGGAGCUGCUGCGGAGCCAGCUCUAUCCCGAGGUGUCACUCGAGGAGUUCCGCCCCUUUCUGGCGAAGAUGAGGGGGAUUCUUAAGGGUCUGUUUGUCCUUACAAAUAGAUUAGAGUCAAUUGCAUCUGCAGACAUGGAUUUCAACCAGCUGGAGGCAUUCUUGACUGCUCAAACCAAAAAGCAAGGUGGGAUCUCAUCUGACCAAGCUGCUGUCAUUUCCAAAUUCUGGAAAAGCCACAAGAUAAAAAUUCGAGAGAGUCUCAUGAACCAGAGCCGUUGGGACAGUGGGCUUCGGGGCCUGAGUUGGAGAGUUGACGGCAAAUCGCAGUCAAGGCAUUCAGCUCAGAUACAUACCCCUGUUGCCAUAAUGGAACUGGAAAUAGGGAAAAGUGGACAGAUUGGACCAGAAGUAUAUCAAAGCCCAUAAAAUCCAUUGCAUCAUCUGAUGAAGUCUUUUGCUGGAUAUAGCUGAAAAGAUCUGGAUCAGAUAGAUAAGAUCUGUCUUCACUUCCAUAGUUCUUCCACGUACCUUAACUCUGGCUUGGUUUCUUCCUAGUUAAUAGGACUGCUCUAAGGAUCAGAUGAGGUCAUUCAUACAAAAGGGCUUUCUAAACUGUAAAGCACUGUGUUAGUGUGAGGGAUGAUUGUUGUAUAUGAACAAAGGCCCCAGCAACCUAAGUGAUGUCAGAAUGCAACCCUAGGUAAUAAAGAUGCAAUCUCCUCUCUUCCUGCCA